Molecule: messenger RNA, 1518 nt
Organism: Camelina sativa (false flax)
Lineage: Eukaryota; Viridiplantae; Streptophyta; Magnoliopsida; Brassicales; Brassicaceae
Source: RefSeq, a predicted model, not a curated record
AUGGCGUACGAUGAUUUUCUUGGAAUGGUGUAUGAGGAUUUUGGUUUGGAAAGAAAGAGUGUUGAAUUGCAACUAUCAUAUAAACUUUCAAGGAAGAAGGCGGCAGAUUCGUUGCCAGAAGACACUCCACCGGUGUUUGUUUGUAAUGGGCGACAGUUGGAAGGAUUUAUACGACAGUGCAAAGCAGAAGCUGUGCGACGGAUGUGUGUUCAGAUCGAAGGAAAAGGGCUAAAAGAAGAUCUUAUGGAAGUAAAGGAGGAGUCAAGGCCUAAUUUGUAUGUUGUGCAAUGUUGGGUUUCCGGUUGUAAAUGGAGGAUGCGAGCUUCUACCAUUGCUAGUGUAGUGCCAGUUCAUGUGGCAGAGGCGUUAAAUCUUCGUUAUGGACUUAAGGUUGACUAUUGGAAAGGGCAUCGUACACUUAAGCGCGCCAGAGAAUUAGUGAGGGGAAGCUAUGAAAAUGGAUAUGCAGAAUUACCAGCUUAUUUAUAUAGGAUUAGGAGAUCAAAUCCGGGGACAAUGACUAGGUUAAAAGUGGAUGAAAAUGAUAGGUUCAAAUCUGUUUUCAUUGCCUUUGGUGCAAGCAUAGAUGGGUUUAAGUUUAUGCGUAAAGUCAUAGUUGUUGAUGGAACAUUUUUGAAGGGGAAAUAUUUGGGAACGUUAUUAUUAGCGAAAACCCAAGAUGGCAACUAUAACAUUUUUCCAUUAGCUUUUGCCAUUGUAGAUACUGAGAACGAUGAGUCUUGGGACUGGUUUUUUACACAACUAUCUUGUGUAAUUCCUGAUGAUGAGGGAAUUGUCAUUAUAUCGGAUAGUCAUAAAUCAAUUGGGAAAGCGGUAGACAUAAAUUAUCCACUAGCAAACCGAGGGAUUUGCACCUACCAUCUCCACAAAAAUAUAAUGCUUAGAUUCAGAGGUAGUGAAACGUUUGGGUUGGUGAAAAAGGCAGCAACUGCGUAUAGGCUAUCCGAUUUCAAUGUUUUAUUAGGACAGAUAGAAGAAAUGAAUCCAGAACUAUAUGCCUAUUUGCAGCGUGCUGAUGUGAGUAAGUGGUCCCGAGUUCACUUCCCUGGUGAUAGAUAUAACAUUACAACGACGAACAUUGCAGAAUCCCUGAAUAAAGUCUUAAGACCAGCAAGAUCGUUUCCUAUUGCUCAACUGCUAGACGAGAUACGGUCGAUGUUGACAAGAUGGUUUGCAAGACGCCGAGUAGAAGCUGCCCAAAUGAGUACAGUUCUUACUAAUGGAGUUGAGAAGCUAUUACAGGAACGGGUUAGACGGGCAAGUUUUUUACAAGUUCAAGAGAUAGAUUCUUAUCACUACGAAGUUAGAAGUGGGACGUCCGUAAAUGUUGUCAAUCUUUCACAAAGGAGAUGUUCUUGUAGAGUGUUCGAUGUCGACAAUAUACCUUGCAUACACGCGAUCGCAGCGGCAGAAAAAGCAAAUGUUUCAAGGAUUUCCAAGUGUGAUCCUUACUUCCGCGUUGAUUACCUACGGCCUGGAAUUAUGCGAAGUCUUUAA